Messenger RNA from Solea solea (common sole), 7434 nucleotides. It is a transcript of the gene nfat5a, whose product is annotated as nuclear factor of activated T cells 5a. Gene Ontology annotation, molecular function: RNA polymerase II cis-regulatory region sequence-specific DNA binding; transcription factor binding; DNA-binding transcription factor activity, RNA polymerase II-specific. Bases 259 to 4626 code for a protein of 1455 amino acids. The record is from RefSeq and is a predicted model, not a curated record. Gene Ontology annotation, cellular component: transcription regulator complex. The transcript is spliced from 12 exons. Lineage: Eukaryota; Metazoa; Chordata; Actinopteri; Pleuronectiformes; Soleidae. Gene Ontology annotation, biological process: cytokine production; calcineurin-NFAT signaling cascade; regulation of transcription by RNA polymerase II.
GUGUGUGUGUUGGUGUGUGGUCUCGUGAACGCAGCACGAAAUGUGUGUGUCUUCUCAGCAAUAACACACACAGUAACGUGAGACGUGAAAGCCGACGGGGUAUUUUUUACUCAAAGUUUUGUUUUGCCGCCUCUAGACUAUUUCGAUGUUGUUCAUUAAACAUUCCGCUCGUAAAACGCAAUAUUUAUUGCCUACGAGCCACCGACUUCGUUUCUUCUAAAGAGUGUCCGCUUCCCCUCCCCUCGAUGAAGCGUUGCUAUGCCCUCUGAUUUUAUAUCCCUUCUUAGCUCGGAUCUCGACCUCAAUUCCCCCAAAUCUCUAUACUCUAAAGAGUCAGUAUAUGACCUCCUACCCAAAGAGCUCCAGCUCCAGCCAUCGUCCACCCAGACCAACCCACCCACCAUGAGCCAGAAGAGUGGGGGAGAGCCAGGACCUCCUCCAUCUGCAGCCCUGGCUUCAGAUGCCACCUCUUCCACCUCCAGCCCCCCUGCCUCUUCUUCCCUGGACAUGGGAGUCCCAACCGCUGGCCCCUCCACAUCACCCUCAGACCAUCUCAAGGUUCCCCAGCAUCUCCACUCCACUGGAGGGGAAGGUGCCGGAACUUCAGAGAUGCAAGGUAUGGAGGGUUCUGUAUCCGGCCCAGGCAGAGGCAUCAGCGCAGCAAGCGCCACAGCAGGAGACAUAGGUUCAGGAGUGUUGUCAGGGCUAGGAGUCCAGCAGCCUCAGAACACACCAUCCAAGCGGAGGCCCGUGUUGAGCAUAUCUCCACCACCCGAAGACCUAUUUGAUGACAGCCAGAUGUCUUGCCAAGAGGAGCCUACCAUAUCUGGUCCACUGGGUCCAGACUCUGAGCACAGCAGCAGCAUGUGGGCUGACGAUUCAGUUUCAAACUUCAGCUUGAUCAGCUCCAUCUCCUACAAUGACAACACAGAGGUGCCACGCAAAUCUAGAAAACGUACGCCUCGCCAGCGGCCUGGCCCAAAGCCUGCUCCUCCAGAAGACAGCAUGGAUGUGUUUGAUGCUGACAGUGCCAAGGCCCCGCACUUUGUCCUCUCACAGCUGAGCACAGACAAGACCAGUUCUAUAGCCAGCUCUCUUGAUUCAGGGACUGCAGUGAAAGGUGGGUCACUCUCUGCUCAGUUCCCCCAGAGGAGUGAUGGGAAGGAACUGAAGAUCCUGGUGCAGCCAGAGACCCAACACAGAGCUCGCUAUCUGACCGAGGGCAGUCGGGGUUCUGUCAAGGACCGCACACAGCAGGGAUUCCCCACUGUAAAGUUAGAGGGUGUGAAUGAGCCAGUUGUGCUGCAGGUGUUUGUAGCAAAUGAUGCGGGCAGAGUGAAACCUCAUGGAUUCUACCAGGCUUGUAGAGUGACUGGACGCAACACCACCGCGUGCAAAGAGGUGGACAUUGAAGGCACAACUGUUAUUGAGAUCCCCCUGGAGCCGAGCAAUGACAUGACACUUGCGGUGGACUGUGUAGGAAUCUUGAAGCUGCGUAAUGCAGACGUGGAGGCCCGUAUUGGUGUGGCAGGUUCUAAGAAGAAGAGCACCCGUGCCAGGCUUGCUUUUAGAGUAGUCAUCCCCCAGUCUGAUGGAUCCAACCUCACUCUGCAGGUUCCUUCAUCACCCAUUCUCUGCACCCAGCCAGCUGGAGUGCCAGAGAUUCUGAGGAAGAGUCUUCACAGCUGCUCAGUGAGAGGAGGAGAGGAAGUUUUUAUCAUUGGAAAGAACUUCCUCAAAGGAACUAAGGUUGUUUUUCAGGAGAACAUUGCAGAUGAUAAUUCCUGGCAAGCCGAGGCAAAGAUUGACAUGGACCUUUUCCAUCAGAACCAUUUGAUCGUGACAGCCCCUCCAUUUCACAACCAGUCCAUCACUUCUCCCGUGUCUGUGGGUAUCUAUGUGAUGACCAAUGCUGGAAGAUCACAUGAUGCUCAGCCCUUCACCUACACUCCAGACUCAGCUGAUGAUUCAAAUGUCCAGACAGUAAAAACAGAGGGGCCCUCUCUGGUUAAGACGUGUUUAUUUGACGGUCAGAUGAAAUCUAUGUCCGCUGAGCGAACUGACUGCUCGGGUCAGCCUUCCAAACAAGAGGACACACCGAUGGAAGUAUCUAGCAAUCCAGCACCUACAGGUGUCUUUAAACCAUCCCAAGACCCUCUUGCCUCAGUCCAGCAGACCCUGGAGCUCAGCUCUAGUCCUCAUCCAGGAGGAGAGUCCUUUCAAAACUCAAUGCCCUUGCAAUCUGAAGAUGUGGAGCUUCCCCAAGCGCCCCCUGUUUUCCCCACCCUAGAGUCUCUCAGUACCAUACAAAAGCAAGACAUUGCAUCUCCAGCAUCCUUUCCAGUGUCAGGAGACACCACAAUCCCUCCUGUGACACCAGAUGUCCCUCAGCAAUUCCUUCGAGAGCCUCAGGAAAGCCUGUCUCCUGAGAAUUCCAGCAAUAAUGGAGGGGCCGGGGUUGUGUCCAUGCCCCAGAUAUCAGCUCCAUCUCAGCCACAGCCUCAACAGUCACAGGUUCCCUUGUUCCCCCAGGAAGGGGUGGCCCAGCUUGAGAGGGCAGUAAGGGAGCUACAGGCCGGAGGUAACACCACACUCCAGCAGGUGUUGGAGGCAGCAGUAGCCCAGCAGCAACUAAACUCUGUGCUGUACAGCCCCUCACCCUCUCCAGACUCUCUUCAGCAGCAUGUCCAAGAAAACAUGAACAGUCUUCGAUUGGGAACCACAGAUAAUUCCCUGUCUCCACAACAACAGUUACAGAUGCAACAGCAACAGCAACAAAUAGAGCAACAGUUUCAACAGCAUCAACAAAUGCAGCAACAACAGCAGAUCCUUGAUAACAUUCAGCAUCAACAGCAGCAGCAACAUCUACAACAGCAACAGCAAGUACUUACCAACAUGCAGAUCCAACAACAACUCAUGGAGAAUAUUCAACAGCAGCAACAGUUACAACAGAAUCAACAACAGCAAGUCCUUAACAUUCAGCUUCCAGAUCAGCAACAACAGAAUCAAAUGCUCACCAAUUUACAACACCAUCAACUACAACAGCAACAGCAGCAACAACAAAAUCAAGCACUGAGCAACUUACAACAGCAGCAGCAACAACUGCAAGAGCAGCAGGUCUUGGAGAAUUUACAGCAGCAGUUUCAGGCUGAGUUGCUCCAGCCACAGAUCCACUCCACAUCACAAGUCCAGCAGCCAGUGUCCCUCCUACAACAGGCCGGAGAGCUGCUCACCAUUCAGACCAGCUUCCCAACGCAGCCUCCAUCCCACACAUCCCCCCCACAACAGCUUUUCCAAUCACCCAGGCCCCUUGCUGAGACCCAAGAUUCCCAACAACAGGUCCAGGCUGCCCUGCUGCAGAAUACACUGACUGUUCUGACGGGUGGCAGUCUCGGCUCAGAGCAGCAGUCCACUGGGUCAACCAUUUACCUUUCCCCAAAUCCUCCACAACAACAGCAACAGUUGGCGUUCAUCUCAUCUAUGGAGACCUCUACCAACCAGCCCCAGUCUGUUACAGUGUUCCAGAACCAACCCCAAGCUCAGCUUUCCCAAAUGCAACAACAGAGCACCCCCAUGGAGCAACAGCAGUCUGCACAGCAGAACCAGCAACAGCCACCACAGCUUUCCAUGGGCCAACAGGGCUCCUUGUUCCAAAGUAUUCCCAGCCACUCACAGGCCAACCCUGUGCCCCAGAGCCAACUCUCUCAGCCCCAGCAGACAGGCCUGCUCCUCUGCACAACAGAUCUUAACCAUCAGGUUAUGCCACCAACUCUACUCUUCAGCACCCAGAACCAAGGCCCUUCCCCUAUAGGGAGCAUUAGUGUUGGAAUCCCUCAGCCCCACCCAGCAGAGCCCAUGUCCUUCCAAGACCAGAGCUCCUCAGGCAACAACUCAACAUCCAAUGAGAAUCAACAGCAGAGUAUGUUCCAGGAGCAGCAGCCGAUGCAGGUGGGCCCAAGCCCCGGCAGCGUCUCAAACAGUCAACCUGUAGAGAUGUUCCUACCACAGACAUCUCUGUCCGGCCUGCAGAGCACCAUUAGCUCACAGGAGCUGAACAAUCAGGCGGCCGCCCCUGGCACAACCAUCUUUGUGGUUCAAGGUGGUAUGGGUGUUGUCACCAGCCCGGGCCAGCAGCCACCAGAGCAGCUUUUCCAGACAACCGUGGGUGGGAAUGUGGCUCCACAAGGACAAGCCAACCUGUUUGUGUUUGGCAUCCAGAAUGACUCCCCACAGCUGCUCAAUUCAUCCGGAUCCCCCCUGCCCGCUCAGAGCCAGGCUCAGAACUCCAGCCACAUGCAGCCCCUGUUGGACCAGUCCAUGACCCAAGCUGCCUCCUCAAUGCCAGCCUCCAUGCACAGCAGCUUACAGAACACCCUCCAGGCACAAAUUCAGUCCCGUUUAGAGAACGCCAUGCAGACCAGCCUGCAAAACGCAAUGCAGACAAAUCCACAAACGGCCCUGCAGUCCACCUUACAGGCAAACAUAGAAACAAGCCUGCCGACUCCAAUGCAGACCAGUCUACAGACACAGAUGCAGAACAGCUUACAGAAUCAAUUGCAGGCAUCAAUAUCUGCGUCGUCAAGCAUGGAUAAAAUUGAGGACCUACUUGAAAGCCUACAGAAGUAGUAAAAAAAAAAACAAUUGGACAGUGUGUUCCCAAACAAGAGUGAGUGAUAUGUAGCUGAAAGUUUUACAUCCUAAUAUUAACAAACAGGAGUGGCAGUGUGUGGUUUUAGGCACCAGUGCUACAAAAAUGUCGAAACAUUUUAAAUAUUUAAAUAAUCAAAUGCCCCUUUUAUCUAAAAACCCAAAUUAUGAUCUAAUGUAACUCUGUCAUUAUGACAUUUUUAUCAUGAAUUACAGCUUUCUUCAAUCCAUUGACCUUGAAUUGAUGAAGCCGCCUUUGUUAUUACCCCUCUUGCAGGAUCAGAGAGGCCUGUAAUAACAGCUUUAAACAUCAGUCUCAGAAAUGCAGUGUUUUUUUUUGUUUAUGUUAUUUUAAUAAUGUGAGCCCAGGAGAUGAUUAUGAUACAUGUCUAUCAGGUUUAGUGGUGAAACUGGAAAGGGAUGAAGAAUGUCGGUGACACGGUGAAAUGGGGAAUAGAAAUGUGAUGGAGCUGAGGCUGUAAGUGCAGGCAGAGGGUAAAACAGACAGCCAGGGUGUGGGCAUCACAUUGCACAUACAGUUAAGUGUCAGAUGCAGGAAGAAUCUCAUUUUGUGAGCAUGAAAACUCACUUCACUCAAAAGCAGAGACUGUAAGGCUCUGUGUAUAUGGAGAGGUUACCUGGCAUUAGGACAGGAAUUAAGUAAUUUUGCAAUAUUAAAAGGUCCAGUGUGUAAGAAUUAAAGUGGAACUAAAGCUCUAAACUGCUUUUUUCAAGUAUAAACCAGUGCAUGUGGAUAUUUAGUAACGUUGUUUACUGAUCCAUGUGUACGUCUUCACCGUUUAGUGUUAAGUAUCGAAACAUGUGAUUAUCUAUCUAUGCCAUUAGCUAUUUUUAGUCCACUCUUUCAUCACCCUCUUGUCUAAUCAGCACAAAGCUUGUCCCAGACUCCUCCCCCUUUUCCCCCGCCUCUCUAGGACAGAAUUCACAAACAGGCCACGCCCCCUCACUGCCCUGUAGUCUCCCUCACUCGGCUCUCAGCCCACUUCUUGGCUUUUUUUUUUGUUUUGUUUUGUUUAAUUAGGCACUGGGUGGAGUUAGCUGCAGUAGAGGAGAUUUAGUUACCAUUAAAGCCUCUUCCACACUAAAAUUAGCUUUGAUUUUUGACCACGUUGCCAUUACAGUUAAGCUCAGUGGCUUGAAUAGUGGUUUGUUGUGUUGUUUUUAUCUCUCACACCUGUCCCUUGUUUUAAAGGCAAGGCAGCUUUAUUUAUAUAGCACAUUUCAUACACAAUGGCAACUCAAUGUGAUUUACAUAAAACAAACAUUUAACAGCAAGAAUGAAAUACAACGGCAUGUAAACCAUUUUCCGCUGCUAAUGGAAUUAAGUGUCCCAAGUUGUAAAAGUAUGAUUUGCUUGAAAACGUAAAUGGAUAGCGGCUAUGCUAACAGCCACAAGAUGAAUGCACAUCUCUGUCAUGGGCUGUAGAAAUCAAGCAGAGAAGAAAUGAGCAUGUUCACUUGGGUAUUAGUGUUCCUACUAACGCUGAUUAAAAAAAAUUAAAUAAAUCUGUAUUUAGUUAUUUGAACAGGGAGUGAAUUAAACAUGUUACCAGCGGUCAAACAGUUGCUAUUAGUUUCAAAUGUAAAACACAUGCUUUUACUGGUUUGUCCCUUCAAAGCUACUGUAGAAACAUUGUAGCAUUUGCCUACAGUACAUAUACAAGGCUACGAAAACAAAACCGUUUUUAUUUGAAAGCGGUUUACACACACGCACAGUUUGGGCCAAUAAACCCUCCUUAAUGUUACACACUGGACCUUUUAUUCUUCAAUCAUCUUUGUAGAUGUUUUUUCUAAUAAAUCAAACCCUCGUGUUUGCACAUGUCAGCAGUUGGAUUAAAUUAUACUCUAGGAGUAAGUAAGUGAAAUUUAUCUUCCAUUAAUUUGUAGAAUGUUUUGCUAUAGAUGGAGGACAGUUGAAUGUUGACGUCAGCUCUGCUAACACAAACACAAAUAUGAAGUCAAAGUCCUUAAAAGUUCAGAGAGGGGAGUGAAUAUGAAACACUCAUAAAUGAGAUUCAACCUAAAAGAAUAAUGUGACUUGGCCUUUUGUGGCCUUUUAAGCACCUGCCAGUGUUUAGGCCUCAUCCGCUUUCUUGGUGAAAUUCUCCAGAAGCGUCGUAGUGAGUCUAUCUUUUUGUUUUUUUCUUUCUUUCUUUCUUUCUUUUUUUUCUGAAGUUGGCAACUUUUACCAAUCUAAAGUGAAUGGAAAAAGGAACUGUCCACUCGUGAAAAAUGGAGUGUUGUGUUUUUAUAAACAUUUUAUCUCAAGCACUUUAUAACCUCUUUUGUGUAACCAGCUAAUCCUUAUAUCCAUACACGGCUCUCUACUCACAAAAGCUGAAUUUGUACUCGGAAAUGUCCAGUAAAAAAGUAAAAAACCCAGAAAAAAACAAAAGACAGACAGCCAUCGUCUUUGUAAAAGGUAAAUACAUGUUAACCAAGCAUUUUUACAUUUUCUCAUAUUCCCAGAAUAUUUUUUUGAGGUCAAGUUUGUAUAGAACGUCUGCUCACUGUCGGAUCCCUCGUCGUGUUCACACUCAGUCCAGGCAAGUCUAUCAAAAUUAGCCAUUCCCACAAAAGCAUUGUCAGGUUUCUUCACACUGACAAAACCAGAAAAAUGACUGAUAUAUUUAGACUGUGCUUUGAAAUGAAGGUUUUUUUGUUGUUGUUGUUGUUGUUGUUGUUGUUGAUGAUGAUGAUGAUGAUGAUGAUGAUGAUGAUGUACUAUUUACCGUUGAGUCUGUCACUUGAGACGGUUUUACCUUG